CAAAAAUCAUCAAUAUAUCACUAUUCAACUAUCAUUUUCAAAAACAUAAAAAUCAUCAAAACAUCAGUAUCAUCAUCAUCUUCAUCUCAAAUCACCUGAGCUCAGAUCUCAAUUCUCAAACCUCCACAAUGUCAACAAUCCCCACAAUCCCAUCACCCCUAAAAGCCGUAACACUAACCCACGUCCGUUACGAAAGAGGCGAUCCCUUAGGCCAUUUCCUCGCCUGGAUCUCCCUCAUCCCAGUCUUCAUCUCCUUCGGCGGUUUCUUCUCCCACUUCAUCUUCCGCCGUGAAAUUCAAACAAUCUUCUUCUUCUUAGGUCUCAUCGUUUCACAGUUCAUCAACGAAAUCAUCAAAACCUCCGUUCAACAAGCUCGCCCCGAAACAUGCGUGCGUCUUGAAAUGUGCGAUUCACACGGUUGGCCUUCAAGUCAUUGCCAAUAUAUGUUCUUUUUUGCUACUUAUUUGACCCUUUUGUACGCUAAAGGAAAUGGGUUGUUUAAAAAUGUGAUUUUUAAUCUGUUUAUCUGGUCUUUGGCGAUUUUAACCGUGUAUUCUAGGGUUUAUUUGGGUUAUCAUAGUGUUGCUCAGGUUUUUGCUGGUACUAGUUUGGGGAUUUUUAUUGGGGGGGUUUGGUUUUGGGUUGUGAAUACUGUUUUUUCGCCUUUUUUUCCUGCUAUUGAAGAAAGUGCUUUUGGAAGGUGGUUUUAUGUUAAGGAUACUUCUCAUAUUUCUAAUGUGUUGAAGUUUGAGUAUGAUCAAGCUAGAGCUGCUAGAAAGAAGAUGGUCUCGGAUUCGAAGUCUGAUUAAUUAACGGGCUGAUUGCUCCGACUCUCCGAGUUUGUUUGAGGAUUUGUGUUACAGGUAUUUAUGACAGUAGUAUUAAUAUAUUGUAUUUCUUCUCUGGAGGAUUCUGCUUUAGAAGCCAGCUUGCGUAGGUUACAAAUGGCAUCUAUGGAGAGAGCAGCAAAACACACACAUUGAUAUUUUAGGCCUGUGAUGCUGCCUAUGAAAUUGAAUCUGAAAUGAUGUAACAAUAGAAUGUUAUCACAUGCUAUAGAUUAUAGAAAAACACUUGAAUAUUUUAUCUUGUUUUCUAUUCGGGGUUGAUAUGAAGAAUGAAGAUACAUACAUAAAUUCAAUACAAAAGUACAAACACAACUUAGGGAAUAAAUUCCACCGAAAUUUAUCGGGGCGUUGUGUAGCAUUUUUUUUUUUAUAUAGUCAUAUGUGAUUGAAACCAAUACACCA
Messenger RNA from Medicago truncatula (barrel medic), 1250 nucleotides. RefSeq names its product lipid phosphate phosphatase gamma. Gene Ontology annotation, cellular component: intracellular membrane-bounded organelle; endoplasmic reticulum membrane. The transcript is spliced from 2 exons. Gene Ontology annotation, biological process: protein N-linked glycosylation; lipid biosynthetic process. Bases 129 to 809 code for a protein of 226 amino acids. Gene Ontology annotation, molecular function: dolichyldiphosphatase activity. The record is from RefSeq and is a predicted model, not a curated record. NCBI's taxonomy places the organism in Eukaryota, Viridiplantae, Streptophyta, Magnoliopsida, Fabales, Fabaceae.